Molecule: messenger RNA, 1559 nt
Organism: Pelecanus crispus (Dalmatian pelican)
Lineage: Eukaryota; Metazoa; Chordata; Aves; Pelecaniformes; Pelecanidae
Source: RefSeq, a predicted model, not a curated record
AAGUAGCCUGAGUUUGGAUGACUUCCGGACCACACAGAAGAGAGGAGAAUCAUUUGGAAUCAGCAGAAUAGGCAACAAAAUAAAAGGUGUAUUCAAGAGUUCUGCAAUGGAAGGAGCUAUGUUGCCCAACUAUAACUUAAAUGAAGAAGAUGACUUUAUUGAAGAAGGCGUUAUGGUGAUGGAAGAUGAUUCUCCUGAGGAGGCUGUUAGUACCCCAAAUACACCCCGCAACCUUGCCGCAUGGAAAAUUAGCAUCCCAUAUGUAGAUUUUUUUGAUGAUCCCUCUUUGGAAAGAAAAGACAGAAAGGAGAGAAUUCCUGUGUUCUGCAUUGAUGUUGAGAGAAAUGAUAGAAGGGCAGUUGGGCAUGAACCUGAACACUGGUCUGUCUACAGGAGGUAUCUUGAAUUUUAUGUGCUUGAGUCGAAGCUAACGGAAUUUCAUGGUACGUUUCCUGAUGCUCAGCUUCCCUCAAAGAGAAUCAUUGGCCCCAAGAACUACGAGUUCUUAAAAUCCAAGAGAGAGGAGUUUCAGGAAUAUCUGCAGAAACUUCUGCAACAUCCAGAACUAAGCAACAGCCAGCUUUUAGCUGACUUCCUGUCCCCUAAUGGAGGAGAGACUCAGUUUCUUGAUAAAAUGUUGCCUGAUGUGAAUCUUGGUAAAAUUAUAAAAUCUGUUCCAGGAAAGCUGAUGAAAGAGAAAGGUCAGCAUUUGGAGCCAUUCAUCAUGAAUUUUAUCAACUCCUGUGAAUCUCCCAAGCCUAAACCAAGUAGGCCUGAACUUACCAUUUUGAGUCCCACUUCUGAAAACAACAAGAAGCUUUUCAAUGAUUUAUUCAAGAAUAAUGCAAACCGAUCUGAGAAUACAGAAAGACGACAAAAUCAGAACUACUUCAUGGAAAUGAUGACUGUAGAAGGAGUCUAUGACUACUUAAUGUAUGUUGGUAGGGUAGUUUUCCGCAUUCCUGACUGGCUGCAUCACCUCUUGAUGGGAGGAAGAAUUCUCUUCAAAAAUACAUUGGAAUUGUACACUGACUAUUACUUGCAUUGUAAGUUAGAACAGCUGUUUCAGGAGCACCGUUUGGUUUCUCUGAUAACACUGCUGAGAGAUGCCGUGUUCUGUGAGAACACUGAACCUCGCUCUCUUCAGGAUAAACAGAAGCGAGCAAAGCAGACUUUUGAAGAAAUGAUGAGAUACAUUCCAGAUUUAAUAGGCAAGUGCAUUGGGGAAGAGGCUAAAUACGAAGGCAUCAGGCUUCUGUUUGAUGGAAUGCAGCAGCCAGUGCUCAACAAACAGUUAACUUACGUUCUGCUGGAUAUUGGGAUUCAAGAACUCUUUCCAGAGCUGAGUAAGGGUCCGAAGGAAGCUAGCUCUGUGUCAUGUUGGAUGUGAAUGCAGAGACCUUGCCGGACACCCAGCAGAAACACCUGCUGUGCACUAUUGUAAUGGACAUGUGACAUUUUAACCUUGCAUUGUAUAUUUUCUUGUAAAUAACUUAAAAUUUAAGUUCUAAAAAAAUCUCUUUAUGCAAUAAAGACAUUAAAAUUUAAUACCAAUUACA